Messenger RNA from Agrilus planipennis (emerald ash borer), 2859 nucleotides. RefSeq lists its product as uncharacterized. NCBI's taxonomy places the organism in Eukaryota, Metazoa, Arthropoda, Insecta, Coleoptera, Buprestidae. The record is from RefSeq and is a predicted model, not a curated record. Bases 766 to 1950 code for a protein of 394 amino acids. The transcript is spliced from 4 exons.
AAUUAAAAGAGUCACUUUCAUUCUAAAAUAUGAUAAUUAAAAAAAAGUUUCGUAUAUAAAAUAACAUAAAAUACCCAAAUGGGAAUUAAUUAAAUAUUGAUACGAGUUUUCAUUCAUGUAUAGGUAUGCAUUACAAGCAUUCAAGGAGUAUGCAUUUUCGCCAAUAAAAUUUGAAUAUUUUGAAGGUCUUAUUUCAUUGGAUAAUUUAUUUUGGUUCUUCGGAAGUAAUUGAAGAAUGGUUCUGCAGGUUACCAAACGGUGCGCUAAGGUCGAAUAUUGCGUCUUAGCCUCAACUAUACAAAUGAAAGUUCGUUUGUAAUUAUUUUUACCCGUUGUUCGUAGCCCGUACGUCCGUGGGUACUCAGAUCGCACCGGUUACACUAUUACGAAAGAGUGAUACCUUCCUUUUCGUGUUAUCUACGCACAUGUUAAGGAUUAAUUUGAUUUUACGAAAAUGAAAUUUUAAAUUAUGUUGCAGUGUUGUAUCGUGUAACAAAUGAAAACUUUUGGAUUUCUUUGAGUUUUUUACAUUCCAGCCACAUUAAUUACUAAAGAAAGUGCUGAAGUAUAUUUAUGAAAUGAAAAUGUCACUUAACAAACGAAGAUAAUGCUUCAUUGUUAUUCCCGGCAAUAUACAGAUUUUCCAUUUUUAAAAAUAACACGUUUAUGAGUCAAUAUGUAGUCAUUUAAGUAAAAGUUGUACAUUAAGGGAUUUUUAAUGCUAUUUGGAAAAAAGCUUCGAACAAAUGUUCCAUUUCCCACAGAAUGCUAAAGCAUAUGCUAAAUACAAAUGGCAAUGUGGGGAACCGAGCCACCCGGCAAGAUAACUCCAUCGUUAUGGAACCGCGGUAUGACCGCAGCAAUCAAAGAUUUCGUUCACCUGCUACUAACGGUUUAAGGGUACAUUAUCCCCUUAAUGCUUCUCAGUUGUCACACGUUUCAAACGUAGAUGCUUCUAAACAUUCCAUAAUCGGAAAUUCAUUUGUUACAACUGAAAACAAAACUUUAAAUGGAGGACUGAAUAUUUCUAGAGUGUCAACAACUAAACCCAAUAAUAGUCAUCCCAGCAGUGAUAAUAGUUCCAAAUAUAGAACUAAACAGCUUGGAGUUAAAGAAUUGUUAAUAAGUCUAGGACUGUUAUGCCUUGUUAGCUUACUAUUAGCUUUACUUUCUUUAAUAUUUCUUCUUAAAAUAUCACCAGUUACUGCUAAUGAUAUCAGAGAACUUUUACGAGCGGAACAGUUGACUCUAAUAACUGCUGAAGAAUAUGUAGUUGUAUAUGAAGUUACUUUAGCACUUUGUGCAUUAACGUUAUCUCUCAAUUUAUGCUGCCUUUUGGUGUGUGCUAUCCAAUUUCUGUUUGCUGUUAAAUUAGUAAAAAGCCGACAUGGGGGAAAUGAAAGAACUAACAAAUAUUUGAGAAAAUCGUCCAUCAGUAGAGUAUGUGCAGUCGGUGGAUUCUUUAUUUCAAUACCGGUGUUUUUAACAGGUAUAAUACUUUAUACAUUCAUUCAAUUCCAUUCUACACCAGCGAUUGUAACCAGUGUGUUUAUUGGUUUAGGAAUAAUUUUUUGUGGUUGUGCUAUGGUGCAUAACGUAUUUAUAUGGCAAAAAGAAAAAACAAAUGCCGUAAAAGAAAUGGCGCUCCAACAAAGCGAACAAACAACCACGCAAAACAAUAUAUUUUUUAACAAUAUUGUACCCCUUAACCAGUCUCACAUUACUACUCAUCAACCGAGUAUAUUGCAAUCCACCCUUCAGAUUCAUCCAAGUAAUGGGCCUUACACCCUUCGACCUGCAGCUACCCCUUCGCAUGUUGAAAAUAUUAAUUUAACAUCUCAUCGGCAAGAAGCUAGUGGUAGUAUUAGUCCCGGUAUACCAACAGCUACCAUCGACUUAAGUAGCGUUGGUACCACCAAUUCUCCACAUGAAUUAUCUACUUUAGUUUAAAGCCCCACCAUUGCCUGUUAUUUUUUAUUUUCGUGUUUUUUUGAAAUUGCCGUAUUUUUUGUAUUGUAAUUGAAUAACUGGUAUAAUCAUUGUUUUUCGUAUUUUCUUGCCUUCUUGGCAACAUUUAAAACUUAGUUUUUUAAAUAAAAUAUUUAUUUCUUAUUGUAAAUAAUGUAGGGAAGUUUCUGCGGUUAAAGAGUUGAUUAUUAGACUUUACCUCAUAUUUAUACACCCUGUAUAUAUCAUAUAUAAAAUUGUAAAAAUAAGUUAAAAAGACUGCCCACUACAUUAUAUAUAGUUUUUACUUUAAAAAGCUAAUCAAAAUGAUUUGUGAUGCGAAUAAAAAAGUGCCUUCACCUGAUAUUUAUACUUCACCUAUGGCUUUAAAAUACUGAAAGUCUUAGCUUAAGAUUUGAAUUGUAAAUAUUUUUUUAUGUAUUGUUACAGAUUGAAUUUUACAUGAAUUUUAUAUUUAUUCCAAAACGUGCACAGCACGAUAUCUGAUUCCUUAUACCCUUAUGGGGUUAAUCAUAAAGUCAAUACAAUUUUGUUAAGUUAACACAUUAUUGGUUAAGAACUAUUUUUUUAGACAUUAAGGCAUCAAAUUAAUUUUUACGCGACUUUCCACUAAUAUUAUUUUUAUAGAGUCUAACUCCAAAGUGUAUAGGUUUAAUAAUGCCUAAUUUACAAUUUAUUCUUGCCUUAUGUAUAGUACAAAACUUAAUGUAACAACGGUAAAAAGGUCAGAAUUGAGAUUUUAAAAAUUUCCUUUAGACGCAGAUAAAAAUGUACCUGAAUUUAAAACAAUAUUUUUUCAAUAAAUGAAACAGCAUCGCCCAAUUGCAGCCUGUAUAAAAUAUUGUUGACUUUGUGAAAGAACAGUUACAAUAAAAUAGCAAUCAUUUUAAA